AUGUGUCGGCUCCUGGACGUCCUGCUGGCUUUGCUGAGUCGUUUCCUGUUCGUGGUCCACGGGGUGGUGACGGUGUGGCGUGUGGUGGCGGUUAAAGAGGAGCCACUUUAUUGGCUGCUGCUGACAGGCGUAGCCCUGCUGGGCGUGGAAAUGGCCGUCACUCUGAAGUGUACCCAAAACGCAGAGUGGAAAUGGUUCUCCCCCAUGGUUUUCCUCUACCUCAGUACUGUCAUUCCGUCCAUUUGGUUCCUGGAGCUGAGCCUGCUGCAGUCCAAGCUGCCUGUCAACAAUUCCUCAGGCCCCGAGCUCCCUUUGCUGGCUCGCCUCCCGAUCACCGCGGCCAUCGUGGAGCUGGACCCGGAAAACUGGGUGGCCGGCCUCGAGCAGACCAUGCUCAUAGUGUUGGUUCUGGGUCGCUGGCUGAUGCCCAAGGGGGACAUGUCCCGCGACCAGCUCUCCCAGCUGCUCAUGGUCAAUGUGGGACUGGGCGCCGACAUCCUGGACAUCUUUGACACCUUCAAGGAAGCCGAGGUCAAAACCAACCAAACGGUCGUCUACAUGGGCCUGGGCCUUUUUUCAUGGGCGCUGAUGCAGUUUCCUCUGGUGCUGACCCAGACUCAACUCCCAGAGGGGGAGCUUCCACAGAAGAGUGGGAGCUGUGUCACCCGCCGCCCUGCUCCUCCCGUCACCUCUGCCUCCUGCUGCUCCAACGAAGUGUGGAGCUUGCUGCUCACUGUGGGACUCCAGGACGGCCCGUUUCUGAUUUACCGGCUGUACCUGAUGCUCCAAGAGCAGGUGCUCAACCAGCUCAUGAUCUUCUUCACCUGCAAAAACAUCCUCAUAGUCCUCUUGGAGCUAUACAGGAUUUUUGUGGUGCAGUGUGAGCAACGCUCUGAGAUGGAAGGGGCUUUUGAGAUGCAUACCUCCGCAGCGGACAAAAGCAAGAGGCUCUUUCGAGAGCCCACGAGGGCCGAGAAAAUUGUUUAA
This is a messenger RNA of Pungitius pungitius (ninespine stickleback), 987 nucleotides long. RefSeq names its product transmembrane protein 26. Lineage: Eukaryota; Metazoa; Chordata; Actinopteri; Perciformes; Gasterosteidae. The record is from RefSeq and is a predicted model, not a curated record. The coding region runs from base 1 to 987 and encodes 328 amino acids. The transcript has 4 exons.